Messenger RNA from Ogataea haglerorum, 3243 nucleotides. RefSeq lists its product as uncharacterized. Gene Ontology annotation, molecular function: metal ion binding; metalloendopeptidase activity. The record is from RefSeq and is a predicted model, not a curated record. Gene Ontology annotation, biological process: peptide catabolic process. Bases 1 to 3243 code for a protein of 1080 amino acids. Gene Ontology annotation, cellular component: cytosol; mitochondrion. Lineage: Eukaryota; Fungi; Ascomycota; Pichiomycetes; Pichiales; Pichiaceae. The transcript has a single exon.
AUGUCCCAAUAUAAAGUUUUGAGCCAAAACCUUGAGAAACCAGACAUCGACGACCGCCAAUACCGUCUGAUCGAGCUGCCGAACGGUCUGGUGUCGCUGGUCAUCUCUGAUCCUACCACAGACAAGUCGGCUGCUGCGCUGGACGUGAACGUGGGUGCGUUCCAGGACCCCAAGGGGCUGCCUGGACUGGCUCAUUUUUGCGAGCACUUGUUGUUCAUGGGCACUUCCAAAUACCCUUCCGAAAAUGAGUAUAGCUCCUAUUUAUCCAAAAACUCUGGCUUCAGCAAUGCGUUCACGUCGUCCGAGCACACCAACUAUUAUUUCGAGGUGGCCAAUGAGGCGAUGCAGGGGGCUCUCGACAGGUUCUCGCAAUUCUUUAUCUCGCCGCUCUUCGACCCAAAUUGCAAGGAUCGAGAGAUCAACGCUGUGGACUCUGAAAAUAAGAAAAACCUGCAGGCAGACGUUUGGAGAUUACACCAGCUCAACAAGUCGCUCACGAACAAGGCGCAUCCGUAUAGCGGCUUCUCAACAGGUAACAAAGUGACUCUGGGCGAGGAGCCCGUGAAACAGGGUUUGGACGUCAGAGCAGAGCUACUGAAGUUCCACGAAAAAUACUAUUCCUCCAAUAUCAUGAAACUAACCAUUAUCUCGAACGAGUCUCUCGACAUCAUGACCCAGUGGACCGUCGACAUGUUCUCAGACAUUGUUAAUAAGAACGUAUCUCCACCAAUCUACAAAGACUCUCCAUUUGACUCAGAUACAUACAACGGCAACCUGAUCCGUGCAAAGCCAAUCAUGGAGCUGCGGUCUUUACAGCUUUCGUUCCCCAUCCCCGACACGAGACCCAACUGGGACUCGAAACCAGCAAAGUACCUUUCUCAUCUCAUUGGCCACGAGUCUGAGGGAUCUUUGUUGUUUCAUUUCAAGCGCCAGGGAUGGGCCAAUAACCUCAGCUGCGGCCACGAAACGGUUUCUGCUGGGUAUUCCGCAUUCCUUAUCAAUAUCGAUCUCACUCCUGAAGGAUUGAAAAACUAUACCGAAGUGUUGCAGCAUGUGUUCAAAUACAUCCGCUUGCUGAACGUGGAGGGGCCCCAGAAGUGGAUAUUCCAGGAAUUGCACGAACAGAGCACAACCAGUUUCAAGUUCUUGCAGAAAACAGGAGCCAGCCAGUCAGCAAGCAGACUAGCCGGCUCUCUUCAUGGACUGGAGUACUACGACACCCGAGGUCAGAACCCGUUGCAGAAAAUUAAAGCGAACCCGCCUCGAUCAACGAUCCCGGCUGAAAAGCUUCUGAGCACCAUGAUCGUCAGAAAAUACGAUCCCGAGGCAAUAAGCAACGUGCUCUCUUAUUUAAGACCGGAUAACUUCCGUGCAAUGCUAAUUGAUAGGGAGUGUUUAGAAGGCGAGCAUGUGCUGACAGAAAAAUGGUAUGGCACAGAGUACCUACCAUCCAAGAUCGAGCCCCAGUUACUCCAAAGUCUGGCUGAUAUCUACAGCGGCCCUGCUCCCUCAGAAUACAGUUUACCGGAACGCAACAUCUUUCUCCCAACAGACUUCUCACUCGUCGAGCCUCCGGCUGACGAGUCCAAGGAGAUUGUCUAUCCUAAACUAAUCUGUGACACUUCUGACUCACGAGUCUGGUACAAGGUCAACACGAAGCUUGGAGGACCAAGGUCCAGCGUCACUCUCAAAUUCAACCUUCCUGGAUCCACCUCUACUCCAUUGAAUUACGUCUUGCUCUCUCUUUUUGUUGAGAUGCUGGACGACGAGCUGAACAGCGUGUCGUACCUUGCAAGUAUAGCAGGUCUCCACCACGAAAUCGGUCUUGCCAGGUCCGGAUUGAGCUUGUCCAUAAGCGGAUACUCGCACAAGCUCGACAGUCUUCUGGACAGGGUCACCAACACGUUGUUGAAGUUCACAAACGACGAAUCCGUGUGGGACGAGACAAGGGAGGAACGCUUCAACAUUGUCAAGGAGAAAAUGUUGCGGAACCUGAAGAACUUCGGUUAUUCUGUGCCUUUCCGCCAGAUUGGUCCAAUGAUCUCUGCUUUGAUCAAUGAGGACUCAUGGAUGAUAGACGAUCAGAUAGACUGUUUUGAUGCCGCGACAUUCCACUCUUUGAAGAGCUUUGUGUCCAAUUUGUUUGGUAUCUGUUUUGUUGAAAUGUUUGUGAUUGGCAAUUACAGCAGGCAGGAAGCUUUGCACAUCAACCAGCUGGUGGCUUCGAAACUUACCAAGGCUCUCUCAUACACAGCAUCUCAGUUUACCAGAGGCCGCUCGUUGGAUCUUCCUGCUGGCGAGGAAUACCAUUUUGUCAAAAAGAAUGUUGAUGAGGAGAAUGUCAACUCGUGCGUGGAAACCUUUAUCCAGCUGGGCUACAUCCCUGACCAACGCAACAGGCUGCUUGCCGAGCUGGUUUCGCAGAUAAUUCACGAGCCUUUCUUUGACCGUCUCAGGACCAAGGAGCAGCUUGGUUACGUUGUUUUUUCAGGAAUAAGACAAACCAGAACAACGUUUGGUCUACGUCUCUUGGUUCAAAGCGAGAAGAGUACUGGCUACUUACUUGACAGAAUUUCGAGAUUUUUGGUGAAAAUGGGACACAAUUUGUCUUCCAUGAGCGAUAAGGAGUUCGAAAAGCACGUGAACGCGGUGAUCACAAAGAAGCUGCAGAAGGUGAAGAAUCUUUCUGAGGAGAAGAACAGGUUUUGGGACUCGAUCGCAUCUGGCUUCUACGACUUUGACAAACGAGAGUUGGACGUGGAGACGUUGAAAACAAUCAAACGCCAGGAGCUUGUUGAUUACUACCGCAACAAAAUUCUCGACUCCUCUCAGCACGGGAAGCUAGUUGUGCAUUUACAGAGCCAGGUUGCUCCAAAGCAGUCGUUAGUCAACCGACUUACUAGCAUUAUUUCUAAUCUGGUAUUUGAUAUGCCUGAAUACGACUCUGUUGAGCUGAGCUCCAACCAGCUCGCUGAGCUGAUAGAGCGAAAAAUCAGCGAGGACAGUGAGAUCACUAGAGACGCUCUGGAGUCCAUCUUUGACGACUUCACGCUGAUUCCUAACUUCGACCAUAAAGAGCAAUUUAUCACUGCUAUAUUGGACGAGCUUAAAAAAGAAUACAAGCUCACUAACACCAUCGAAAAUGUCGGUGAAUGGAAAUCGCAGGUGCCGCUCACGGGUGCUCCGAAUGCUCACAUCCCGGAGAAGUUCAUGGAUGAGGCCUUGCUGGAGCCCAAGCUAUAA